Molecule: messenger RNA, 1894 nt
Organism: Seminavis robusta
Lineage: Eukaryota; Bacillariophyta; Bacillariophyceae; Naviculales; Naviculaceae
Source: the annotation of a GenBank genome assembly
AAUAAUAUUAUUAUACCAGUAUUUGUAUCUGGCCCUGUGGCGUCAUCGUGCACCCAACACCCUACCAAUUUUUCGAUUUUUGGACUUGUCGUACCGGUAGAGUAGCAUUUGUGGUGAGGGAGGUUUCUACUGCAUUUACUAAUAGAGGUAGCCAGGCAGAGCACCAAACAGGCAUCAGGCAACAUCAUGGCACCAGGAAGCAAAACUCUACCACCAACCUCAAUACUUACCAUAUCGCUUGUCGCGCUCUCGCUGACAGCAUUGAUUUCCAACUUUCUGAUUGCAAAUCACGUCUCUCAACUCAGUCAUACAAGUCCGGUGCUUGCUUCCUCCUUGAGGAAAUUCCGUCAAAGAGAAAGAGCGCCUCGUCUAUUGCUACCAUCAGCAAAAACGUUUCGGCGCAAGAAACUGCAACUCGACGAUGAUGAAGAGAUCACAAGGCAGCAGUUAAAUGGGAUGAGCAUGAGCAACAAGCUGCCACUGCCCGACGAACAUCCCGUGGACAAUCCAAGCCCACCACCAUCAGGCAAUGAUACCUUUGCGGCUUGCUUAUUAGUCAUGGACGACAACCAUCGAGCCGUGGAGUGGAUGGCAUAUCAUUAUCAUGUGCUACCCUUACGAUACCUCAUUGUGGCGGUAGAUCCGCGGAGCAGGACCAAACCCACCGCCAUCUUGAACAGAUACCGAAAAAUGGGCGUCUACAUUGAAGAAUGGACCGAUCAUGACUUUCUCGAUCCUCGGUUGGCAAAGAAAAAACUUGACAAUGAUGCACGCUUUCAAGUCAAGAGAGACCGGCAUCGAGCAAGGCAAAAAGUGUUCUAUAGAUCCUGCUUGGUCAAGAUGAAAGCUGCAAAUAGAACCUAUGUAACUAUGCAUGAUACUGACGAAUAUCUCGUCUACAAUCAACCACCGCCAACGCCUUGGAAGAAGACACACACACCAAACACUGCGGAACAAGGAGCAAUGAUCAGGUACAUCCAGCAACAACAAGCAAGUGGAAACGACUACUUCGGUCCAUGCAUUAGCGUCCCAAGACUUCACUUUGGUGCUGUAGAGUCAACUUUGCAAGAAAGGGCCAAAGACAUGCCUCGAGGCUUUGAUGCUGAACAGCUGGAUACUUUUCGUUGGAGAAAGCACUGCAAGCGAGACGACUUUGUCCACAACAAUUUGGCAAAGGUUAUCAUUGAUGUGUCUCGCGUCAACCUGUCCGACACUCCUCGCUUUCGAAGUCUUCACAGGCCAAUACCUUCCAUUUGCCAAGCGCCGUGGGUAAAGGAUAAAGAAGCCGGCCUGCGAAUCAAUCAUUACCUGGGAUCUUGGGAGAGUUUUAGUUUUCGUGAUGAUUCUCGAAGGGGUGGCGAGAGAUCACGAGAAGCCUGGGAAUUUCAAGCAGGGGAUCAACAAGAAACGGAUGACAACAUCCGACCCUGGCUUGAUGGUUUGGUCCAGACAGAGGGAUAUGACAAGGCAAAAGAGCUGCUGCAUGGUGCAGGCUUGCCAAAGUCCUAUCGCAACCAGAACGAUACGGCUUGGAGGUCCAUGUGGGUGCAAGACAUUCUUCAAAAGAAUGAAACAGAAGGAACCAAUCCAAGGAACCACGAGUUUGAUGCGUUUGUUCGUCGUAAAUUCCAAUCAGCAUGAUCAAAAGUUCCUUCCGCAUAUCGUUGUCUGCAUUGAGUAAACUCUACAAAGGUGCUGUACAAAUCGUAAAUGUAAAUAAACUUGUUGACUGCGACCAUUGCCCUCCAUUAGGCUGCCAGAAGUCCUACUAGCUAGCUCCUCAGCAAAACGAAAACGUGGAAAGACAAGCAGCCUGGCCUGGAAAAAACCAUUGGGUCUACAGUAGAUGCAAGCAGCAUACAUGUAGUGGGUGCUGGCUGUACCAAGGGCUGAC